GGUUCGCCAGCCGGACGGACACUUGUUCCGCGGGCUGUGUCGGCCGACCAUGUGUGGUGUGUGCUCUGUCUCUGACCGUCGUGUUUCAGUAAAGUAACUUCUGGUUGUAUUCUAGUGAUAAAAAAAUACUUCCUGGACACUGUUGAGUUCCUUAUUCUACCGAUGUGACUGGCAUGCUGGAGCUGCACAUCUUAAUUAAGUCCGCUAUUUGUUGGCUGGCAGUGAGUUCACUGUUAACGAUUGGCUGCAUCUGCAUUCACAUACUACCCGUUAGAUGUCAGUGUGGCUCCGUCUGAUCGGUUUAUUUGACGGGGUCUAGUCGGCCGAACGAUAGGAUACGAACAAUCAAACCUCGUCUGUUGUCGUUCAAUAGUGUCUGAAAGUCGAAAUAGCGAAAAACAGCGCCAGGAUCAAAAGUUCCGGUCAGAGCGAAUCAGAGUUCUGUAUUGAAGGCUAAGCGCAGCUGAGGAAAAGUUUAUUGUAGGCUGUGAACAGAAUACUGAACGAUGUUUACAUUCGGUGGCGGCGGCCGAAAACUACUCAAGCUUACCAGCCUCAGCAACAACGUCGUCAUCGAGGUAGACGAGACAGUCACAUGUUUCUGCAGGAAAGCCCGUCGGAAAGAUAAAGAACCAUCAACCCCUAGUGCAGAUGAUCCAAAACUUUACCUCGAAGAAGCGCUCCUUGAGCGAAAGUUACCUGAUAUUGAUCUGAGAGUCUUGGUGGACCUACCAGCAGGAGUAGACUACAAUGAAUGGCUAGCUUCCCAUACUAUUGCAUUUUUUGAUCAUAUAAAUCUUUUAUAUGGGACAAUAUCAGAAUUUUGUACAAUGUCUGGAUGCCCAGACAUGACUGGUCCAGGUUACAGGACCUAUCUUUGGUUUGAUGAUAAGGGUAAGAAAGCGCGAGUUGCCGCGCCACAAUAUAUAGAUUAUGUGAUGACAUUUACCCAGAAGACUAUCAGUGAUGAGACAAUAUUUCCUACAAAAUAUGGAAAUGAAUUUCCCAGUUCAUUUGAAUCUAUUGUUCGAAAAAUCCUGAGGUUAUUGUUCCAUGUUUUGGCACAUCUAUAUCACUGUCACUUCAAGGAAGUGGUUCUACUAAAUUUACAUGCACACCUGAACUGUGUAUUUGCCCAUCUGACAUUAUUGAAUGAACGCUUUCAACUUAUAGAAGUGAAGGAGACAGAAAUUCUGCAAGACCUAGUGCUUGCAUUAAAAGUUCACUCGGACGCUCCAGAAACGAGCACCAAUGGUGAAGAUGGUAUCCGUGGUAAUUCGGACAGUAAACAAAGUAGUGGUGAUGCCACAAGUCAGUCACUUUCUGCUGGUGAAACAACACCAAUGACAGCAAAUAAUAUAGGGACUGAAAAUGAGCAGGAUACUGAAUCAGGAACAGGGAUACCAAGCAGUUCAAAGUCGGAUCUGUUGACUUCUGUGUCGGAGAAAGAGGCUAAGAAAGAAGAGUCUUCAAAAAAUCAUGAUGGUGUACAGGACGUGUCUCACUAGCUGAAAUGAGAAGUGUGUUGUUAAAGUUUGGUGUUUCCAACAAGGUGAGGAGUAAGCAUUUACUGUGUAGAUUGAGUUAACUAGACAUAGAUUAUAGCCAAAUGAGCCAGAAGAAAUAGAGCAGUUAUGCAAGAUGGAAGGAAGCCUUUAAAACCGUCCCAUGGAUCAUUUGCUAGGAAUUUAAUGUGACAGGCUUUCUCCAACCCUGUGAGAAAUAUUGUGAUUUGUUGUUUGAAUACAUUUUUUUUUAUUCCAGUUGAUAAAAGAAUGUUUGUGAAUAUUUUUGUUCUGUUAAUUGCAGUGAGGUACCAUAUAGGUUGUGACUGCUAGUUAUUUAAAAGCAUUGUGUUAGUAUUAUUUUCGGGUGUUGUUGAUGAAGUGCAAUUUUGGGUUGUCUAUUUUACCAUUGUAAUAUAAUGUAACAACAGAUUUUGUAAGUUGUGCAUUUUGCCAUUAUUAAGCACCUACUAUGUUAAUUGUAAAUACAAAUUUAUUGGUUUUGUCAUAAUUUUCAUAUAAAUUCCACUCUUUUCUUCAGAAAAGAAAUUAUGCAGACUGCUGAAAUGGCUCUCCCUGUCGACAUGAUAAGGGUUUAGAAUGAUGUGUUUCGUAUGUAAUUGUGCAAUUUUAAUCAUCAAAAUAUUGUUAAACAUAUUUUGUUAAUGGCGCAGUUUUAUCCUUGCUUAUGUGUUAUACCAAAGCUAUGGAAGUUAAAAAGGAAAAAAGAAAAAAAAAUCUGAAUAUUUUUGUAUGUUGCUAAGUGUUGUUAAAAUGUCAGCAAACCUACCAUCUUGCAGUUAUGUGACAAGUAGGUCUUAAAAUUAAAAUAUCACAUACUUGCUAUUGAAAUCCACUCCUUUAAGAACAAAACAUUGUUAUAGACUAGUUUGUAAAACAAGCAAUUAAAUAUAUAAAUAUAUAUUAUGUGUGUAUAUAUCACUCACAAUAAUGUUGUACACUGUUACACAAGUAUUUAUAUUAUACAGAAAUGCUUACUUAUUGCCUUGUUAAUGUUACUAUAAUUGUUAUAUAAUAUAAGAAUAUGAAGAGAGAAAGUAACUUAUAUAGAAGAAUAUGUUAUCUACAGUUUCCUUAAAAUAAUGUCUGGCCCUUGUUUACAUGAAAGUAUGCAUGCAUUGAAUAUUGAAUGUUAGUGGAGGAAAGAUUUUAAUUGUGCCACUGGUAAGCCAAAACACAAAAAGAAACUAUAAGCAUUAUUUCAUUAAAUUUCCCUCUGACCUCUUUGGGGUUUCUAGUGGUGUCAUACUUAAAUCACUAGUUUCCCGUGAUUUAAUUGGAUAUCUUUCAUUAUUAAAUAAACUGUGAAUUUGAUGUCUGUGUUUGUUUUAAGGGGCCUUCUUUUGGAAGUUUGAUGUAUUUUCACUAAUCCGUACAUUUUCACUUGCCAGCUAUUACUUUCCACAUAGCAAACAUUCACUAAAGCUUUUUAUGUGUUUUAAUAUUUCCCUCUGCUUCUGAAGUUUGAAUGUGUCUAAAAUUGAUAAUUUUCAUCCUUUUGUAAGACGUAAAAGAUUGAGUUAUCAGUUUGUAGCACGUUUAGUGCAUAGUUGGGAAUAUUAUCGAACGAAGAUUGAUAUAUUACUACUGGAAUUAUAAGCUCUGUUCAUUGAAUUGUAAAAUUGUAGUCUCACUUGCAUUUGCCCUGUAUGCAGUUUAAAGGUGUUUUUUUUUUUUUAAGGAAAAGCUAAGAGUAACGUGUUAAUGCUGUUUAUCGUGCAGCAUACAUGUUGUGUGCUUUGUUUAAGAUCCAUAUAGCAGGAAGAUCCACAUAGUUCUGCUUUUUAUCGCUACAGCACAAGAUCCACAUAUUUAUGUUCUGUUAAACAAAUCUGUGUCAGAACAGUAAUACUGUAGCUGUAUUCCAUACUCUGUAAACUAUCAGUGGGUGUAAGCUAAACUUUAUUGACAAACAUCAUAUAAUUUACAACCUAGUUACGAUGUUGUUUUACAAGACUGGACUAAGUUGCUUCUCUUAUCGUCUUCUUCUGCCAGGUUUGGUUGAUUAAUUCUGAACCCUCAUGGCCUGCCUGUUAUAAUUUGUUGAUGCAGACCUUCUACUUUAAUGGCUAAUGUUCUCUCAUUUCAUGCAUUUACUUGCACUCAUUUCAGUUUGUGAUAAAAAAUGUAGUAGCAUAUGUGCAUUAAUUUUUGCACCUAAGUCUCUCGGUGUGUCAUUUCAUGAUCUGAUUGCCGUCUUCUCCUCAUAAAUUUCUGUUUCAAAUGGGAAUAAUGUGCCUCAGGGUAAACAUUGGUGUCGUGAAGCUCUUGCCUUCUUUUCAGAUAUCACUUAAGUAGACUUUGUACUCUUUUCCUGAGAUCAUUUUUGCUUCAUCAGGAUGGUUAGACUCAAAAGCCAUGUAUGUACUUGCAUUUACACUUAUAGUCUGUCCACAUCCACCAGGUAUGUCAAUUCAGAAUAGAUUUAGUAGUGUUGAUGAAUAGAAGUAUAUGAAACUGAUUUUGACUUUGGGGAAAAAUAUUCUUAAAAACUUCACAGUUCACAUUUUGAUUAUCUCUCUUAGUUGCCAUAGUUACAGUUUGAUUAUUUCUCUUAAUUGCCCCAUUGCAGGAUGGCAUCCAUCCAAGAAAUUGUGUGUACUCCUUUAAACAAAUUUUUAAUAUAGUUUUUUAUAUCUCUGUGUUUGUGCGGUGUACUUUUGAUUUUUUAAAGAAAUCAUUUUCCAUGGCUCACCAGUCAAAAUAAUUUUAAGUGGACAGUUGGAAGGAGCAACUAUUUCAGUUUUCUUCAGGUAAUACCUGCUUGUAUAAUCACUUAAAGAUAAAGUAACAUGUAUUGGUGGAGAUUAUGUCCAAAAUUUAAACUUGUAAGUUGCAAUUUUAUCUGUAACAUUUUUUAUCACUUCCAUUUUUGGGCAUUAUUUAAUGGAAUCACUUUGAAUAGGUUUCAUUUUAACUGUUAUAAAUGGGAACUAUGGAAUCUGGUGACACUCUCCAUUUGAUUGUUUCAUCACUGCUUUCUGUUAUAAGAGAUUAUUUUUUGCCUUGUAAUCACCAUGAUAACAAAGGUUUUUAUUAUUUUGGCAGUACAUAUUCCUAGAAAUGCAGUUGAACAGUGUAAUUUGAUUCUGCUGCCAAUGUGGUCUGGAUGCUGAAAUUAUAUAUAGGUAGUAUAGUUGUAAAAAUGUAGCUUCAAAAUUCACCUUAUCUGAGAAAACAUUUUUGUUAUAUUGCAGUUGACUGUGUGUAAUUGCAGUAGAAUCACUAUGCAAUUUAAAAAUUUUACUGCAAGGAUUUUGCCAAAAUAAGUAAGAGGGUAAAGUGUCUGCCAUGUGAUUACAGUAGUGUUUCAUUGAAAAGUAAUUUACAUUAUUCAAGAGAUAGCUUUACCUUUGAUCACUCCUCAUGGAAAAAAAUUAUCUUUUGAUCCUCAUGGAAAAAAAUAAUCUUUUGAUCCUCAUGGGGAAAAAAUAAUCUUUUGGUAUAUGCUUCUGGUCAAUUAACCAAAUGUUAAGUUUCAUUUCAUUUUUAAUGUUGUUUUUUCAUUUGAUGAGAUGUGAGAGCAGUGUGACAGUAGCAGAAGAUGACAAAAUAUUUAUAAAUGAUUUGCUUGUAGUUAGUAAUAUAAUUGAAGUUUGUUGACACAAUUCUGCACAUUUGGAACUGAGUUACUGUUAAGAAGCAGUAGUAAUGAUAGUCUUUCUGAAAGAUCUUUCCUUCACUGAACAAGUCGCAAAUGCAGAACAUACUUUCAUGUUGCAGCCAGUUCACUUCCUGUCUAGGCCUUCCCUGUUCCAGCAUGGCAAAUUGUACCUGUUAGACAGACUGAGCACAUUAUAAGUAUUUGUGAUUUCUUAAGUUGUUUGUGGUUUUUUGUUCCUUUCAUUUCUGAUGGAAAGAAGAGUAGAUCUUUGCAAACCAUGUCACAUUUGAAAGGUGUGAAAGUUCAUUACUCAAGAUGUGUUAAAGUUAGGGGUUUUUAUUGAUUUUUAAGUGGAUUAGUUCUACCUCCUAAAAUGUAUUCUCAUACCAUCAUUUCAGUUUGUGAUAAAUAUUGAGGGGAGGGGUUGGAAACAGUAUUUAAUGAUUUUCAUUUUCUUUUCAGAAAAUCAUCUUAUAUCACUUAUCCUACAGAACACAGCUUUUGUUAAUCGAAAGAAUUAAAUAAUUUAUUUUUGUAUAAUGUAAAAUGGUGAGUCACAGACUGGCCACUUAUUAUACAUGGCAAAUGAAAGUGCAUUACCUCAACAGUGGGUAAAUGUUUAUGCAGAUCUUCUGUACUGUAAGAAUGCAUUGAGUGUUCUGCUUUGCCAUGUUUUCCCUAAUCUUAAAUGAAUAUAUUUUAAGUGAAUCUUAGUAAGUAUGUAGCAGGCUGUGGAACUAAGUUACAUUUUUUUAGUUUUGUUUGUAUUUCACUGUGUAGUGUUGUUAAUUGAUGUAUGAUAUGUUGAUUUGAGUACUUUAUGUUUAAAAAAAGAUGAGUCAAAAAAUGACAAUUCUGGUUUAUUUCUUAAUUUUCUUCUUGUGUAGGAAUUGUGUGUUUACUCUUUUAUUUCUGCAAAUUAACAUAUAAGUAUUUGUCUGUACUUCCAUCUGCAUGAUGCAGUAAUUUAUUACUGUAUGAUCAACUUCAAAUCAUGAAUUUUUACUGACUAGUAGUAAUGUCUGUGUCAUGCCCAGAAGUGCUAAUAGGACUAGAUUGGUCUGUUUGCACUAAAAGUGCCCAUUUGAGUACAGAGAAACCAAAAAUUUUAGAAUGAGAAAUAAGAUGUUAAAUACUUGUAUUUUCUGAUUACUGUUGGGCAUGAAGUGCUUACAGUGCGUAAUAUUGUAACUGUAAAAGGCUUGUAGUGAAUUACCUCCAUUUAAUGUUGAUGCUAGAUCAGAAGCAGCAACUUUUUGUAGGUUUUUUCACUCUACAAAAUUCAAUGCAGCUUUCAAGAGGUAUUUUUUUAUGUGUAUAUAUAUAACUACAUCAGUUUCCACAGUUUUCUCAAUUGCUGAAGUAAUUAAGUAACGAAAGCUCUGUUGAAUACUGCCUAGUUUUACUUCAGCAGUGAACAUUCUGAAAUAUAAAAAUGAUUGUCAUAAAUCUUUUAGCAAUCUGUUUACAUUUUAUACUGACAUUUUCUUUUUAUUUUGUACUACACAAAAUUCAGCACCAUAAAAUUAAUAUCUUGUUAGUACUUCACUGAUCAUUGUGAUAGUACUUUUGGUGAAACUUCAUUCAUUUCUCCCUUGUUGUUAUAGUGUUCUAGUGCAGUUGAUGUCCUACCAUUUCUAUGAAAUGUUAUAUGUGUAUAUUCUUUCCUCCAGUUUCUCUGUACAGUGUACUAUGCUUUGCAUGUUAAGUUUCAGUCUUUUGUUCUAUAUCUACUGUAAUUAUUAGUUAUACUUCCUGUAAUAAAAUGUUGCUUUCACAGAUUA
Schistocerca americana (American grasshopper) is the source of this 6914-nucleotide messenger RNA. RefSeq names its product MOB kinase activator-like 2 (gene Mob2). Gene Ontology annotation, cellular component: cytoplasm; nucleus. Bases 507 to 1508 code for a protein of 333 amino acids. Lineage: Eukaryota; Metazoa; Arthropoda; Insecta; Orthoptera; Acrididae. The record is from RefSeq and is a predicted model, not a curated record. Gene Ontology annotation, molecular function: protein kinase activator activity. Gene Ontology annotation, biological process: positive regulation of protein phosphorylation; signal transduction. The transcript has 5 exons.